This is a messenger RNA of Aspergillus calidoustus, 582 nucleotides long. The record is from the annotation of a GenBank genome assembly. NCBI's taxonomy places the organism in Eukaryota, Fungi, Ascomycota, Eurotiomycetes, Eurotiales, Aspergillaceae.
AUGUCUUCAUACGAUCGCCACCGCUACCACAAAAACAUUAGCCUAGACCCCGCGCUCGACAACCUAGCCCACCUAACCAUCUACAUUGGCCCCGCGCGCCCCGAACCAGGUAACCCGCUCAACAUGUGGCUCCUCGUGCUCGCAACCCCCGACUUCAAAAACAGCCUCUACAACUUCAUCAUGCCGCCCUUUGAGCAGCGCGCAGUUGGCGAAUGCCUCGUCUACCAGGGACGAACGUUCCGUUUCCCGUUCGUUCCGGGUGGCGAUACUGUCCCACUGCCGAUGCAGGAGGUCGGCAAGGUCCACCCGUUGAUGAGAGAGAAGAUUCUGCGCAUUGCGGCGGACUUUGCGAGGAAGCCGGAGCCUUGGGAUCAGAGUUUCUUGCAUGCGCUUGAGCGCGAGGGGAUUGUGGCCGCGGGGACGGCCGUGGGGUAUUUUGUCAGGUUGAGGGAGUUGGAGAAGGGGGGUGAAGCUGCGGUCAAGGCCGAGGUCAAGGUGGAGGUUGAGGCGGAUUCCAAGGGAGGAGCUUCGGUCGAUCGGGUGACGAAGUGGCUGGAGACAUUGGGUAUGGAUGAUAAGUAA